Hippoglossus stenolepis (Pacific halibut) is the source of this 2804-nucleotide messenger RNA. Its product is annotated as ankyrin repeat domain-containing protein SOWAHC. NCBI's taxonomy places the organism in Eukaryota, Metazoa, Chordata, Actinopteri, Pleuronectiformes, Pleuronectidae. The transcript is spliced from 12 exons. The record is from RefSeq and is a predicted model, not a curated record. The coding region runs from base 328 to 1440 and encodes 370 amino acids. Gene Ontology annotation, molecular function: protein binding.
UGGAGACACAAGCCCCUCAGAUGCGGCCUCGUGCGAGCCGCUAUAAUAAAACAUCAGCAGAAAAAAAGAGAGAGAGAGAGAGAGAGUUUCCUGCAGGAGGUGCUGCUGAGUGUGAAGGGUUAACGGGAGGAGGCGCAGCUCCUCUGGGUGGAGUGAAGCUCGCAGAACUUCAACACACAAAUUAGCCCCGAAGGCUCCGAUGCUGCUGCGCUGUGUCUGCGUGAGAAACAGCGACGGGGACGCGUAGAGAGAGAGAGAGAGACAGUGAGAAUAAAGAAAAAAGACGCGUCAGCUCCGUGCGUAAAAAGAUCCAACCCGUGCGCGGACAUGGGCGACGUGAGCGAGGACGCGCUGCUGGACUACUUCUGCUCCCGCGGAGGAAACUCGGGCAAAGUGAGGAACGCAGACAUCAUGAAGACGUUCAAGCCUUUUAUUGGCCACGGUGACGCGCAGCUGCGUGCUAAAUACAGAGAAGAAUUCAAGCUCAUCAUCGACCGAAUCGCGGUGGUGAAGUCGGAGAAUGGUGAGAAGUUCCUCGUCCUGAAGAAGAAAUACAGGCAGCAGCUGCAGGAGCGCGAUGCCAGACAUCACGACUCGGACGGGGACGGACAGAGACGUCAGAGUCCGUCCAGAACAGCAGCCGCUGCACAGUGGGACUCUUCUCCGCACCAGCACGAAAGACGGGAUGAGCGCGCGUCACGUGGGGAGGAGCAGCGGACAGGAGCAGUCACCAGGCAGCUCCCUCCACCUCCUGUCAUCCACAUCCAGGUUCCCUCAGAGCCGAGCAACGGGGACGAGGAGCUGGACAAGGAUUCAGGGUCAAAGUCCGAGUCGGAGCAGGACGAGGAGGGAACCGGCAGCUUGGGCUCCGCCGCCGUCGCCCUGGAUCCCAUAGAGAAGGAGUGGAUCUACUCGGCCGCCGGCGCUCGAGUCCCUGACCUCUCUCAGCUGCUCAGGCAGGACCCCUCGCUGGCAAACAAGAAGGACUUCACCUCUUUUACGGCUCUGCACUGGGCGGCCAAACAUGGCAACGAGGACAUGGCCGCGCUCGUGGUCAACGCCGGUGCUGAUGUCAACACCAAGUCAGUGAGUGGUUACACAGCUCUGCACAUCGCAGCGUUACACGGCCACCGGCAUAUUCUGGACCUGCUCUUACGGAGAUAUGGCGCCAAAGAAAACUUGAGGGAUUACAGCGGCCACCUUGCCUUCCACUAUCUGAACGUCAGAGAGCCAGAGGGUCCAGAGGAGGAGAUCGAGCUGCCAGAGCUUCACGUCACUCAGGCCAGGGAGCGGAACAGGAACAGGAAGUUGGUGACGCUGUUCCACUCCAAGAAGAAGUGGGGCUCGGCGGAGGAGCUGGCGCCGAUCGAGGAGGAGGAGAGGACGCCGUCGCAUCAGCUCGUCCCGCUGCCGUUCAGACCCCGAAAGUUCUCACGCUGAGGAGAAACGGUCACCGGGGAACGAUUUCUGACUCGGACAUUCUGGCUUUUACGUUCAUAUUAACACGUAACGUAACCCCCCCCCUGCAUUUACCAUGAAGUAUUAAUACUGUGUGUGUAUAUUAAUUAUGUACACACACACACACACACUCGCUGAUGCACCUCAAAGCUCGUACAAGUACUGAGCACCGAAGCUUUAACUCUGAAUAAGAAUCGUGAUGCUGCGCCUUUAAAAGUUUUAUUAAAGCCUUUAAACUUUACUUCCUGUUACUUAAUGUUACUUAUGCCUUUAAAAUAUCCAAUGAGCUCAGGCUACAGUGAUUCUUUAAACUUUCUUCACGCUUGUUUGUGCUGAGGUUCUGACGAGAAGACGACAACUGGUCCGUGGAAGUGUCCAGAGUUACAGGAUGAAGCUGGUUUUAUUCUCUAUUUUUAAACGAGUCAUUUCAUUCGCCACAGAUUUGAUGUUGUUGUUAUUUACAGCAGCAGGUGAGAGUAUGAAGGACAACGUGAAACCACAGUUCGAAGCUUCAGCUAAAAUAUUUUAACCUUCGCAUUCGACAUUGGAGCCGUUACAUUGUGAAUCUGAAUCACAGAAAAAUCCCAUUUAUUUUUCUGAACAUAGAUUUUGUUUAUCAGCCACAAAAUUGCAACCAUCAAACGUCGACUUACCAAAAACUACGAGACGGUGAAACGAUGUUAAAAGCUCUUAUUCACACCGUCGAGAAGAAGUACUACAUUACCCACAAUCCUCAGGUGUAUGAGCAGUGUCUCUGAUUGGUGAAGCUGGCUGUUAACACGGAAAUCUUUCACCAUAACCACGAGAGUCAUGUCUGCUGGGAUCAGGUGGUUCGGCGCCACAUCCCAGAACCACCAGGACUUCUCUGAAGCAGGGAUCAGUCGCAAUGCUUCAUGGGAUAUGUAGUUCCCUUAAAAUAAUUACGUGCACAGUCUUGUACCUUUUGCUUUUGCAUUUUCCAAUAUUAUUUUUGCUCCAAAUCAAAUGUGUCACGGUCACGAUUCAUCUCGUAGCUGCUUCCAGGCUCCAAACUCUUUUUAUGAGGAUUUUAUGAAACGAGAAAUUAACUUCAGUUCUAAAACUGUUUGUUUGUUUGAAGGGCUUUUGUACUGUUCAUCAUUUCCAUUUGUUGUGAUAAUUGUGUAAUCUAAUCCAAAAGGACCAGCCGCAGUUUCAUUAUUUGCACAAUAUUUAUACAAUGAAGAUAUUUUGGUAUAAAAACUGUAUUUUAUAUCAAACUGUUCACUGUUUAUUUGUUUUUUAAACUAAUAUAUGUUGCUGUGUGGCUGCUUCAAUGUUGCACGGGAAUUAUCUCAUCGUCCUCAUAAAACACAGCAGAGCAACAA